AACCUUUUCAAAUCCUUGGGCCACCUUUUGAAGAAACAGCAUUCAUUAGCUGUUAGAUAUUGAAGCUGCUUCCUUUGCCAUAGCAAUUUCAAUUUAAAAGCAAGAACAGCCAACGGGUACAAAUGGCCAGAGUAAUUUCCACAGUGACCGCGCUUUUAUUCUUCUUCAUGAACUCCAAGGCAUUUGAUGUUAAGGAGAUUGUGCCAGGCGGUGAGGUUGCCGCAGAGAUAGGCAGCAAGCUGGUGCUAAAUUGCAAUGCGACUGGCUGUGAAGCCCCAACUUUCUCUUGGAGAACCCAGUUGGACAACCCAUUAGGAGGGAUCGUGAGCCACCAAGGGAGCAGUUCAGUCUUGACUAUGGAUCCUGUUAGCUUUGCAAAUCAGCAUGAUUAUCUUUGCAGUGCCUCUUGUGGGGACAACAAUAAACAAAGGACAGUCAGCAUUCGCAUUUUCUCAUUUCCCAGUGAUCCCAUUAUUGAGACCAGCGGCCCACUUGUUCUUGGGAAACAAGCUAGCAUCACCUGUAGAAUUUUGAACAUAUAUCCUCCUGAUGGACUGGACAUAAAGCUGAAGAAAGGAGAGGAUCUCAUGGCUGGGACAGAACAAUUUGAAGAUCCUGUGACCAGGCCUUUAGAGACAAGAAGUUUGACAACUACCUUUACGCCCACUGAGACAGAUAUUGGGGAAAAGAUCACUUGUGUGGCUAGGCUGUCAGUUGAGGAGAUGGAAUCCAAGCAAAGGCAGACGAUGCACAUACUUAACGUGAAUUAUGGUCCACGGAAAACUCACAUCACUGCGUCUCCAGGUACCACCCUAUUGGAAGAUGGCACACUGCUGCUUCACUGUAUGACUGAAAGUAAUCCUCCAGCAAGGAUUGUAUGGAAGAAACAGCUGGCUAAUGAAACUCUGCAAAGCAUUGUAAAAAAUCAUACCUUGUCAAUUCCAAAUGUUCAGUUUGAUGAUUCUGGAGUCUACAUCUGUGAAGUCACAAAUGAAGUAACCAACAAAACAGAGAACAGAACAGUGACUGUUUCUGUACAAGGUGCCCCCAGGCUGCAAGAAUUUUCUAUACUUCCUUCUGCAACAGUGAACGAAGGAGAAAGUGUUACACUACAGUGCUCUGUGCAAAGCAGCCCUGCUGCUCAGAUUGUCAUAAGAAGAAAAUUGGCCAGUGAAGAUGAGAUACUUGAUAGCAAAGAUGGAAUUGUUCAUAUCCCGCGUGUGACCCCUGAUGAAGCUGGAAGUUAUGAGUGUGAAGUAGAAAAUAAAUUUGGGAGAAGGAAAAUGGCAGGAACACUAAGUGUGGAGUCUCUUUCUUCAACUGCUGCAACAGUUACCUAUCGACAAGAAAACGUUACUGAGGUGGAGGAUUUUGAUAGGAAGAGUGCAACCUAUCAUACUCCACAAGACAAGAGUGGCAUUUUGGAAAACGAAACUUCAUUUGCACCAAAGGACAUAAAUUCCACGUUGUAUGGAUUAUCCAGAAAUGAUACAAUCACAUAUGAUACAAUCACAUUUUCCAGAAAUGAUACAAUCACAUAUGCAUUGGAUGGUUUUGGUGUCACAAAUGGUACAGAAGAGAUAGAAAUUAUCAUAGUCAAUACAGAAGAACUGGAUUAUGUGACUCCCAUGAUCGUCGGGGUUUCUUCUGUCGCAACCGUUGCAGGCCCCAUGGCGGCAAUAUUGGUUUACAUUUCCAGGAAGGCAAAGAUCAAUGGAUCCUACAGUCUUGUAAGCUCACUGAAACCACAAGUAUAA
Euleptes europaea (tarantolino) is the source of this 1757-nucleotide messenger RNA. It is a transcript of the gene VCAM1, whose product is annotated as vascular cell adhesion molecule 1. The record is from RefSeq and is a predicted model, not a curated record. NCBI's taxonomy places the organism in Eukaryota, Metazoa, Chordata, Lepidosauria, Squamata, Sphaerodactylidae. Gene Ontology annotation, biological process: cell-cell adhesion. Gene Ontology annotation, cellular component: membrane. The transcript is spliced from 7 exons. Gene Ontology annotation, molecular function: integrin binding. The coding region runs from base 123 to 1757 and encodes 544 amino acids.